Molecule: messenger RNA, 3715 nt
Organism: Ctenopharyngodon idella (grass carp)
Lineage: Eukaryota; Metazoa; Chordata; Actinopteri; Cypriniformes; Xenocyprididae
Gene: sptlc3
Product: serine palmitoyltransferase, long chain base subunit 3
Exons: 12
Coding region: 914-2572 (552 amino acids)
Biological process (GO): ceramide biosynthetic process; sphingosine biosynthetic process
Cellular component (GO): serine palmitoyltransferase complex
Molecular function (GO): serine C-palmitoyltransferase activity; pyridoxal phosphate binding
Source: RefSeq, a predicted model, not a curated record
GUCAGGGAGGGAAAAACUAAAUUAUUAAUGAUUAUUUGUGACUUAAAAUCACAGAUUUUUUACUUUAUCUCUAAAAAAUUAUCCCUUUAACAAUGAUAGGAAAUUUGAACAUAAACUGGCAGCAGGUGAAAACAGUCUUAACCAUUAGAUAUAUAAUGAUGUAGGCCUAAGUUCUCUUAAUUACACAUUAUAUCACAAAUAUAAGACAAGGUUAAAUUUAUAAUAAUAAAACACAUCACAAAUUUAAUGCAGUGACAUGCAAUGUCAAUAACAUUCAUAACAGGCUAAAACAUUUUACAUUUGCUGUGCCUCGUUUCUGAGGGGCUUCUUAGAUUGAGGACCCUGGCAGUCAGAGGCCCGUCCAAAAUCCAUCUUUGGUUGGUUUAAAUAGUUAAAUUAUGGUUAAUGAAAACUAAUUAAACCAAGUAAACUCUUUCCAAGCUGUUAGAUAAUAGACUAUAUCGUUUGCAUAUUGCACAACAUGGAUUUUUUCACCCUGCACGUGUUUCUUUUACCACUGACAACUCUGUCGUUGUGGCUGCAGCAGGUUUACUUUUAGUUUUGCUUUUCAUUUACUAUAAUACACAUCCAGACACAGAUUCAGAACGACUGUAUCCAAGUUUGAAAGUACCAUUGUGUCUUCACUGUACAAAGUGGAGCUCUUCCGAUAUUAUCAGAUCUACGAAGCUGUCAAAGGGAGCGCCCAGUCGCGUCGUGUCAUUCCUCUGAUGUCCGCGAAUACUUCCUGGUCCAAAGUUGUGUGUACACAAAUCAAAGUCAUUUGAGCAUGAAGUCGGAUGGUGAACUCACAUAAGGGAAUUGCACUUCAACGGACACACACACACUUCUCUAAACUGAAGAAAAGAGAAGUUCAAUAGUAUAAUUCAUUCUUCAGCGUUGACGCUUUGCGAACAUGAUGCGAACAGAUGAGCACUAUCAAUGCAACGGAACCCUGAAGUCUCAUUGUGACCAGGAAAACAACAGUUUGAAAAAUGGAUAUCACAUAAAUGAAAAGGUGCAGAAAAAUGGCAAGGGAAACGGUUUUCAUCAGCCUCGAGUUAGGGGUGAAGAUUCAUUUGAGGAAGCCCCCAUGUAUGUGGCUGUCCUGACAUACAUGGGCUAUGGAAUUGUCAUUCUGUUUGGCUAUUUCAGAGACUUUUUAAGAGCUCUUGGUUUAGAGAAAUGCCAUCAGGCCCAGGAGAGAGAAGAGCAAAAGGACUUUGUUCCCCUUUACCAAGAUUUUGAAAACUUCUACACCCGGAACCUGUACAUGAGAGUCAGGGACAACUGGAACCGGCCCAUAUGCAGUUUACCUGGUCCGGUUUUUGAUCUCAUGGAAAGAGUAACGGAUGAUUACAACUGGACGUUUAGGUUAACAGGGAGAACCAUUGAGAACGUCAUAAACAUGGGCUCCUACAACUAUCUGGGUUUCGCUGAAAACAAUGUUGACUUCCUGAAAACUGUAGCAGAGAAGACCAGACAGUACGGGGUGGGCGUCUGCAGCACAAGACAGGAACUAGCCAACUUCAGCAUCCAUGAGGAACUGGAGCGACUUGUUGCUGAGUUCUUGGGCAUGGAGUCUGCCAUGGCGUUUGGAAUGGGUUUCGCCACCAAUUCCAUGAACAUUCCAGCACUAGUCGGAAAGGGCUGUCUGAUCCUGAGUGAUGAGCUAAAUCACACGUCCCUUAUCCUGGGAGCCAGGUUGUCGGGGGCAACCAUUCGAGUCUUCAAACACAACAACAUGCAGAGUCUAGAAAAGCUGCUGAAGGAAGCGGUUUGCUCAGGGCAGCCUCGUACCCAUCGCUCUUGGAAAAAGAUUCUCAUCAUGGUGGAGGGCAUUUACAGUAUGGAAGGCUCUCUAGUCCGGCUGCCGGAGAUCUUAGCACUAAAGAAGAAAUACAAGGCUUAUCUGUACCUCGAUGAGGCCCAUAGCAUUGGGGCUGUGGGCCCCACAGGUCGAGGAGUUACAGAACAUUUUGGAGUGGACCCCAAUGAAGUGGACGUUCUGAUGGGCACCUUCACUAAGAGCUUCGGGGCUGCUGGCGGGUACAUUGCUGGCAAAAAGGAGUUGGUGGAUUAUUUGCGGUCUUACUCUCACAGUGCAGUGUACGCUACAGCCAUGUCACCACCUGUCGUGGAGCAGAUCAUCAGGGCAAUUAAAUGCAUCAUGGGAGUCGAUGGUACAACAGAAGGCCAGCGAAGAGUUCGGCAGCUGGCUGAGAACACACGCUACUUCAGAUCUCGGCUGAAGGAUAUGGGCUUCAUCAUUUACGGCAACCAGGACUCUCCAGUGGUUCCGCUCCUGCUCUAUCUACCUGGGAAAGUUGGGGCGUUCUCACGGGCCAUGUUGAAAAGGAAGAUCGGUGUUGUGGUUGUAGGUUUCCCGGCUACACCCAUUACAGAAGCCAGAGCUCGCUUCUGUGUGUCUGCCGCCCAUACCAAAGACAUGCUCGACAAGGUUCUCCAGAGCCUCGAUGAACUUGGAGACUACAUCAGGGUGAAGUUCUCCCGUCACAGGCUCUCUCAUCGGCCAGAGCUGUACGAUGAAACAGACUUUGAGCUGGACAGCUGAUCAUUCACUCUCAUCACUGUGAGUGUGUUGCCACCAAGGUCACCUCAUUGUGAAAGUCAUUUUUAGCAGAAAAAGUGUCUCGCUGUUUCACACAGUUCUGCUUUUCCUCAAAACAUUGUGCAGUGUUUGUAAUAGCUUUUAAAGUCCGUCCUCAUUUAAGGCAUGGACUGUUAUAUGUAUAUAUUGUAAAAUGAUAUUUAAUUGUUUUUUAACUGCUGUUUCACAGUUUUGUGAAGUUUGUUAAAUGAUUUUUUUCUCAGGGGGUUGUGGGGAAAAGGGAGGGGCUGCGACGGCUGUGUUUAUAGAACAUAUAUCAAAAGCUGCUCUAAAUAUAUCAAACAAUUAACUCCCUUAACACUGACCUACAUCAAAACUCUAACUGCGGAUAAGAAACCCCUUGAAGUGGCCCCAUUUUUUUAUCCUGCUGCUAAGAUGGACUGAUGAAAGACCUUCAUUCUGUGCUGGAUUAUGUGUUUGUGUGAUCCACAAGUACAUUGAUUGAAAGAGAUUGAACAAGGCUGGGCGUUGUAGACCCAGUUCAGCUCAUUCACAGUCAUUAAACAUUCAUGCAUUGCAUCUUGCAGAUCCCAGUCCUUCUAAUUUAAACUGACAGGCAUUUAUUUUUUUUUAUUUUUUUUUUAUGUGCAGGAAACUACUUAUGAUUAUAAAAUAAUAAUAAAUUUAUGGACUGAUUGUACUUGUAAAUCAAAUGUUUGCUUGAAAUGUUGGAAAGAAUUUCAUGUCAUUUGUUUGUAACUGAACAGAAACUGGUAACCAUUUGUUUGAUGCAGGCCUUCUGUUUAUUUGCAGGAUUUUAGAUUUUUUAGAUUUUUUUUUUCACUCAUUUAGUUUGUUCAUAACUAGGAUUGAGACCAUUGAAUCAGAGGUAAUGACUCUUAUGAGUCGAUUCUUUUUAAUGAAUCAAAAACCCAAAGUGUGACCAAUGUACUCUUGAUUCUCUAAUAGACUUGGUUCUUUUUUGUGAAUCAAUAUCGUACAUCGCAACCAAUGCAGUCCAACCAGUUCACAAACGAAUGACUCUUUUGAGUCAAACAUACAGUUUACUAUGUUAUUUUAUGUUAUGCUGUUCCAACUAUUUCUUCAUCAAAAUUGACCCAUUAAAGAACCAGAAUCAUUGAGGAA